GUCGAAACAGCUUCAACUGAUACCCACUGAACGAGUCCAGUAAUUCCCUUCAGCGCACUUCGACCUCUAUAACUAGCCAAUAUCCUUUAAUACCACAUUCAGGAUCCAAGCACGAUAUCGCUGAGGAGAUUCAGACGUCAUGGCUACACUCGGUGGAUAUCUCAACAAGAAAGUCCUGAUUGUUACAGCCGAUUCGCGUAUUCUUGUCGGAACUCUGGCAGCAUGCGACCAAACAACUAAUCUGGUCUUGAACAACGCCGUGGAACGAAUCAUCCGAACGCCCGACGAUCUUGAGCCUUCCGCUCAGGUACCUUUGGGUCUAUACCUCGUCCGUGGCGACAACGUAUGCUCGAUUGGUCUCGUAGAUGAGGCGCUCGACGACAGCAUCAACUGGACAGAAGUCAAGGGUUCAGCAAUCGGCGGUAUAAAACAUGUAUAGACUACACACUCGAAACAUCGGAAAGCGGUCCAUACUGCGACAUUUUCUCUCGUGUUAUUCUGUUUGGGGUACAGCAUCCACGGCUGGAGGUUCGGGAAUCUUCUUUCCUGCGGCAUCGAUAGGAU
Messenger RNA from Fusarium oxysporum Fo47, 564 nucleotides. Its product is annotated as U6 snRNA-associated Sm-like protein LSm8. Gene Ontology annotation, molecular function: RNA binding. Gene Ontology annotation, biological process: mRNA splicing, via spliceosome. Lineage: Eukaryota; Fungi; Ascomycota; Sordariomycetes; Hypocreales; Nectriaceae. Gene Ontology annotation, cellular component: U4/U6 x U5 tri-snRNP complex; U6 snRNP; precatalytic spliceosome. The record is from RefSeq and is a predicted model, not a curated record. The transcript has 3 exons. Bases 140 to 439 code for a protein of 99 amino acids.